CAGAGGAAUGCUUCCACUGCCUCUGGCAAGUCACACUUUUAAUUGCAACGCCGCCGCCGCCGCUUGAUUGCUGCCAAUCGGGGUGACCUUUUCUUGAACUAAAAACCAACUUCGCGUGCUAGUGCCGUAUCGAAAUCACCAUGCCCUUGCCGACGCUCCUGCCGCGUGUUCCGCUUCGUUUCGUUGUCGAACCCAAACCAAAAUUCUCCUCCCACCGCGCACGAGACUUUUCAUCACCCAACCGAACGGCCAACACACAGGAAAAAAGGCGCACGCAAUCGCCAUUUCACGCACACUCACACACACACACACACACCGACGACGAGUUCUGCGCCUGUUGAAUGCCCCGUCGUGAAGCUGAACAAACCUGGAAUCCGGAGCUGGAAUCGGAGCGAGAGAGGGAGCGCGCUUCUCGUAUCACGGUUCGUGUUUUGAUUGCUGGGUGUGAAUCGCGCAUUCAAUCCAUUGCGAACAUUUCACCCGAAAAGUUUGGCUUUGUCUUUGUCUCUGUGGUUGUUUUGUUUCUUUCUGUUUUUUCCCGCGGACAUCUUUUGCGUUGUUAGCCCGUUUUUUGGAAUGUCCGAUAAGUUGAAGGAAGCGCCCAGUAGCCGCGACAGUACGAUGGAAGCGAAGAAUACCGUCGAAAUUCCGCUCACCAGUUCCGACGGGAAGGAGGAGGAAGGAACAACGCCCAAGAAACGCCGUGGACCAAACCUGGACGGUCUGGAUUGGGAUGUGCUCCGCUCGUAUAGAGGGGCCCUGAAGUUGGCGCAGAUUGUGGUGGGAAUCGUUGUUCUUGGAUUGGAGUAUCCGAGGGCGCAUUUGAGUGUGGCAGAAUAUAUUCUAUUUUUCGUUACGCUAAAUGUAACGUUCGUCACGUUUGUGGUUUUGCUCGAUUCGUUGCUGAAAAAACGUUUUUCAGUUGAGAACACUUUCGGAGCAAAACUUUGGCCCCUGGUAGAACUGCGAUUCACCUGCGGAGUGGCACUGGUGCUACACUGCCUCGCCUUCUGGACGCUGAUGGGAACCAUUAACCUGUGGUGGAUAACAGCUCAACGAGCUCUCGGCAGUGUUUUUGCCUUUGUGGCCAGCGCACUGUAUUUCGCCGAUUGGUGGAGACUUUUUAGUGGCCGGAGCGCACCCAAAACUGUGGAGCAAAUUACCGUGAGUUAAAUUCCACACCGCUUUCAAACUCGAAACAGUGUCCGACAGCGGAUGCGUUAAUUUUGUUAUUCAACGCACGGCCACUCUGCCAACAGAAGCAGUCAGGAAAAAAUAUUGAAAAAAACAAAAGAGAGAGAGACAGAGAGAAUACGUGAUUCCGUGAAGGUCGUAGAAUAAUGCGUCACACCCUCGGAUGCGAGUGCAACGCGAUCGAACCGAAAUCCAGCCAUUUACUCUAACAGCGUGUACAAAUAAUUACUUCCAGCUUUGCGCACCAUCUGGAAUGUGUGCAGUCGUGUUUCUUUUUUCUCACUUCUACUGCUUUGAUGUAGACUAAAUAUAUGUUAAUAACAAAUUUUACUGCUCUUUGUCAGUUUGGGAUCUACAUUGUAUCAAACUUCGUCCCUUCGAUAGACAAACUGGCAACAAAUAAGUGUAACGAAAUUCCGCCAUAUCUUAUGCAUGUGUGUGCAAGUGUAUUUUUAUGUGUGCUAGUAUUAUUAUUAUAUUGGACCAAUGCAAUAAAAUAAACCAAAAUAUAUCUAUAUACAUAUACAUACCCUACUAAGUGUCGAAAGUAAAA
Molecule: messenger RNA, 1747 nt
Organism: Wyeomyia smithii (pitcher-plant mosquito)
Lineage: Eukaryota; Metazoa; Arthropoda; Insecta; Diptera; Culicidae
Exons: 2
Coding region: 577-1173 (198 amino acids)
Cellular component (GO): membrane
Source: RefSeq, a predicted model, not a curated record